Messenger RNA from Pediculus humanus corporis (human body louse), 1713 nucleotides. RefSeq lists its product as uncharacterized. NCBI's taxonomy places the organism in Eukaryota, Metazoa, Arthropoda, Insecta, Psocodea, Pediculidae. The record is from RefSeq and is a predicted model, not a curated record. The coding region runs from base 1 to 1713 and encodes 570 amino acids. The transcript has 5 exons.
AUGUUGGCUAAUUCCACGAAAAGUUGUCAACUCGAACAUCCGGAUGCACUCGGACUCGCAGUCGAAGAUGAACUUGAAAAUAAAUUUGUCAUAAAUUAUUUAAAAAGUCUGUCGGUCGAAAGUCACACGAUCGUUUUAACAUCCGGUGUAAAAGAAAAAAACAAACCUGGACAAUGGCAAGAUUGGAACAUGAAAGUCGAUCAAAAAGUAAUCAAUUUAGUCGAUAAUACGGAUAUUAAAACUAAUGACGUCAUGUUAUACGCCAUCAAUACGACGAAUUACAAUUGGCAAUUGAUAAACUUAUCAGAAAUGAUAUCGACCAAUAAAACAAAAGAAUGGUACGUAAUGUGUAAAAGACGUUACAAUCCAAGAAACAUAAAUUCUGACCUUCUUAAAAAAUGUUUGAAAUAUUAUAACGGUAGCAAAUGCUACAGUUCGACGAAAAUAACGAAAUAUUGUUGCGCCGUCGAUGAAAAUGGCGAAAUUUGGUUCGGUUGCCCGCAAGAAAUAAUAAACAAACAAUACGAGGACGAUACCGACUGCAUAUGGAGUUGCGGUUCGGACGGUCUUUUUUUACAAGAAUAUCCGAUAUGCAGAGGACAAACGGCAUGCGAAUAUGUUUUAAAUCGGAUUAAAUAUUCGGCACCUGCCGGAAGACACGCCACGAGUUUUUGUCCGAACAAAUUAAGCGGGUAUUCCUAUUGGUACUGUCAUCAUAAUAAAACAUUCAUCGGUUCCCCGAAAACCGUAUGUUGCGAAACUGAUAAAAUUUGCAAAGCCGCAGAUUCAUACUUAAACGUUUGGACAUCUUGCCCAUCUAGAUUGGCACAAAAAAGAGUCACAUGUCCGAAAGGAUCAAUUUUUAAAAAUGCCAUCGCCGAAUGGUAUUGUACGCCGGAAUUAAAAUUCAAAGGUAAUCCGGAUUAUAAUAAUUGUAACAAAGGUGGAAAACCGUGUGAGAAAAAAGACAAUCACGGUAGGUUGUGGAAAAUUCCCGGAGGAUCUCUCGGACAAAAAAUUUGCCCGAAAAAAUUAAAAGGUACUUGUCAUUGGAGUUGUAACGUAUUUGGAAAAUUCGAAACUCUAUUCCCCGAUUGUUCGAAAUGUCAAGCCGAUUGGAUGGAUAAAGUUUCAGAUAAGAUAAAAAAUGGCACGCACUACAAAGUGAUUAUGGAAAUGAUGAAAAAUCACACGGAGAUCGAAGAUUUAACUAUUGGAUUUUAUCACGUGAUUAAUUUAACAACGGCUUGCGUUGAUUUGUUUAAAAAACAAAACAAACAAAACAAAACAUUGUUUAAUGAUUUUUUAAUCGAUUAUUCAAAAAUAUUAAAAAAUCUCGCUGGAAAACCAAAAAUAUGGUCGACGUUUAUGGCUUCGAGCAGGACCGAAUACGCGAAUAAAAUAUUAAAAACAACACAAAAUGCAACAUUCGCAUAUUUAACGUUCAAAUCAGGAUUCGAUAACGAACGUAAAAGUUUCGAUAAAAUUUUAGCAGAUUACGACGAAGACGGUUUCGAUUAUUUCGUUUAUUACAAUACGUCAUUAACGGGUAGUAAAUUUCCUAUAAGUGAUAAUGAUAAUGAUGAUAAUGCGAAAAAAAAUUGGAAAUUAAUAAUUAAUGAGGUCGAGGAUAAUAAGAACGGUACGAAUUUUGCCGCCAUGGGUUUGAUAAUGAAUUAUUCUCUUAGCAGCCUCAUGUUUCCCAUACGGUAA